Messenger RNA from Salvia splendens (bonfire salvia), 2095 nucleotides. RefSeq lists its product as uncharacterized. The transcript has 6 exons. The record is from RefSeq and is a predicted model, not a curated record. Lineage: Eukaryota; Viridiplantae; Streptophyta; Magnoliopsida; Lamiales; Lamiaceae. Bases 972 to 1748 code for a protein of 258 amino acids.
GAAACUGGGUCGUAUAAAAAUGGUGGUUAGAAGAAAAAAAAGAGAGUAAUUCGUGUUUCCUUUUUUCAUUCAUCGUUUCACAAGGCGGAGACGAAGAAGCUCGAAGUGUCUUUCUCUCUCUGUAAAUUAAUUUUCGUGGUAAGCAUCUGGUGCAUUUUUGUAGCUGUUGAAGGAGAAGGCGCCGGUGCUCGAUUUUGUUCGGAGAAUUGUUUUUGUACUCUGAUUGCAUUUUUUAUACGAUUUUUUUUACUCCAGAGGUUCCGAUGAAUUGCUUUCUUCUGUGUUGUUUUAUCUUCCGUUUCCGGAAAUUAAUCUGGAUUUAUUGUUCGACAAGUAGUGCUGGAGAUAUAGGAUUAUUAUCCUGGUUCAGAAGAUCUGAAUUGGAAGCUGUGAUUUAUUGUUCUUUCGUCGUCAAUCAGGACGUGCGUGGCGGAAUUACUGUGUUUUAGACACAUAUUUUCAGCUAAUAUGAUUUUCUGCUCACCGCUUUUGAGACGAUGAUAUGAAUGCUUGGCUUAGAAAUCCAGAUUUCGCAAGAUUCGGAGGGUUCUGUUAGCUGAUUUAUCUGAUUUCUGGAAGCAGAAGGAAAAUCUGGAUUAUAUGACGAAGAACAGAGUGCAGUGAACAGAAUUGAAGUUCGCCGGUAACGCAAGUAUUGUUAUUCAAAAAAUUGUUUUCUCAUAAUUUCGGUUUCGAUCUUUCACCAGUGAGUUCGCCCUAAAUGUUUCUGGUCAAAUUCCGCCAUUUCGUUACCUUCCUUCUCCUUGUUCAUGGCACGUCAGUGAAUUAGCUCAGAAUGCAAAGCCAGAGCCUUCGAGUUGCAGCAUUCAAACAUAUUUCUCAUCUCCUAAAAAAAUCUCAUCGCGAAUAAUGAUGAAAUCGAGCUCUCAAUUAUGUCAAAGUUUUGUUGGUUUCUCGAUCCUUGUCCAACUCUCUUUCUUUUCCCCCAAAAUUGUAGCAGAAUAUAGAUCAUGAGCCAUUCCUGCAAUUGGCUAAAUAUAUCUCAUUAUUCCGAAGUUGGUGCACGAAGCAGCGAGAUGGAGAGGAAGAAUUCCCACGCGACCAAUAGAGAUGGAUCAUUGUCCAGGUCAGCUGCUACGACGUCGUCGGACUUCGUUUUACAGUGGGGGAACCGGAAAAGGUUACGCUGUAUGAAGGUCCACGUUAAGGGCGCUACUACUAACGACCCGCCCGGUUCGGAUCCGUCUAAGCGGGUGAACCGGCGGGUAGUUAGGUCGGAUCUUCUCAAUAAUAACAAUAACAACACUACCAAGAAUCCGAUCCCAAAUCCGCCCACCUUUACCAAUGGCAAUCUGAACCUCCGCCACCGCCCCACCUCUCCGUCUCAUCGAAUUCUCAGAAAUUCAGAGAGAGAAAUUGGUAUGAGAGGGAAUAGCAAUGGUGUGAAAGGGUUGGCCUCUCCGGAUAGAGGUGAAAGAAAAGGUACAUCUACUAGCAAUAAUGGUCAUAGCCACCACCAUCACCCCAAUAAUAACAAGGCCAAUAAUAGCAAUCACAAUCAUGAAAACAACCACCACAGCGGCGGUGGUGGUUCUGGGUCAUCGGAGAACGCCCAUGAUAUAAAAAAGGGCGACGGGGAUGCCGCGGUGUGGCCCAAGUUUGUGAUCGGCUUGACCAACAAGGAGAAGGAGGAGGAUUUCAUGGCGCUUAAAGGGUCCAAGCUUCCUCAACGGCCUAAGAAGCGAGCUAAAUUGAUUCAGCGCACACUCAAUGCUAAUGGUGACUAAGGGCAUCCGCAACGCGUCUCGCCCCCGUCUCGGAGAGACAAGACGGCGGCGAGACAGCGAUGCAACCAUCCAUCUCGGUCUCGUCUCGGCGGGUGUCUCGGCCCGGAGGGUGGGUUAGCGAGACGUCUCACCACACGCCAGCGCCACAUGGUGAGCGCCGACGCUAGGUGUGACGCCCACUCGCCGACCCGCGAGUGGGCGUCGUCAUACUGACACAAUAAAUAAUUUUUAAAAUUUGAUUUUAAUAAAAAAAAUAAAAAUUAAAGAAUGUUAAUAUUACCAUUCAACGAUAAUUUUAUUAUUAUUUCUUUUUUUUUUAUUCUAUAAAUACUCCUCUUUCAUUCUCA